AGUCCGUAUGAGGUGGAUUUAGGAAGAAAGGAACCAAAACCUGGGACGCAGAGAUAACGAGAGACACCAAUAAAGAGAGAUACAUUUGGAGAUCCGCGCGCGGCGGUGUCGCGCACGGAUUAUUAUAUUUACUUUUUCUUUCACUGACUAGCCGAGAUUCUAGCUCGGAGCGUCUGAUCUUGGGGAAAGGAAUACAAACGCACAGGGAAUAAUAGGGGUAUUUUAUACUCGCUCCCUCCGAUAACAAGUGACUGCUCAACAAAGUGGAAUAUAACGGUUUUUUCACGUCGGGAAUGUGAAGUAACUGUUUUUCUCUGGGAAUACGACCUCUCAUCCACAACGAUUUGGAUUUUAAAAUCUGCCCCCGUAAACCAACAAGGGGGUAAUCUCAGAAAUACUUUUCUCACACCGUAAAAAGUGCCAAACCGUACUGCGUGAAGACCCCAACCUUCCCUGCGCAGCUCGGCUCUCCAGCCAGAUCAAAGAUCAGUCCCAUCCCACCCCUCCCUGCCCCCCCACCCCUUUCCCUACUGGAGCCAAGAUGGCCACAAGCGGUGCCCCUCGCCUCUCCUUGCCACUCCUGCUGCCUGUCACCACUCUGCUGCUAUCACUGCUGCUCACCGGCUCCCACGCCUCAUUAUCGCCACGGUUCACUAAAGUUCCCGUAGACCAGAUUGGCGUCUCAGGGGGCGUGGUCUCCUUUGUGUGCCAGGCAACGGGGGACCCCAAACCAAGGGUUAGCUGGAACAAGAAAGGCAAGAAGGUCAACUCCCAGCGUAUAGAGACCAUUGAGUUUGACGAGGGUGCCGGCGCAGUACUCAGAAUCCAGCCUCUCAGAGCGCCGCGUGAUGAAAACAUCUAUGAAUGCGUUGCUGAGAACAGCGAGGGCGAGAUAACUGUCAAUGCCAAGCUGUCCAUCAUCCGAGAGGACCUACUCCCACCAGGCUUCCCCAACAUUGACAUGGGUCCUCAACUCAAAGUGGUGGAGCGCACUCGAACAGCCACCAUGCUCUGUGCUGCCAGUGGCAACCCUGACCCAGAAAUCACCUGGUAUAAAGACUUCCUACCCAUUGACCCAAGUGCGAGUAAUGGGCGAAUCAAACAGCUGCGAUCAGGUGCCUUGCAGAUCGAGAACAGCGAGGAGACCGACCAGGGAAAGUACGAGUGCGUGGCGUCUAAUAUGGAAGGCGUGCGCUACUCGGCCCCUGCUAACCUUUAUGUGCGAGUCCGGCGGGUGCCUCCUCGCUUCUCCAUUCCACCGACGAGUCAGGAAAUUAUGCCAGGUGGCAGUGUGAACAUAACGUGUGUGGCGGUAGGGUCGCCCAUGCCUUACGUCAAGUGGAUGCUGAACGCAGAGGAUUUGACACCGGAGGAUGAGAUGCCAGUAGGCAGGAAUGUUCUCGAACUGAGCAGCGUCCGUGAGUCAGCCAACUACACCUGCGUGGCUAUGAGCAGCCUUGGCAUCAUUGAAGCUGUGGCGCAGAUCACAGUCAAAUCUCUUCCCAAGCCUCCAGGCACCCCUGUGGUUACUGAAACCACUGCCACAAGUGUGACCAUCACCUGGGACUCAGGCAACCCAGACCCAGUGACUUACUAUAUCAUCCAGUAUAGAGCCAAGUCCCCAGAGAGCAAGUUUGAGACUGUGGACGACAUCACCACUACACGUUACAGCAUUGGGGGCCUCUACCCCAACACAGAGUAUGAAAUCCGUGUCUCAGCCGUCAACACAAUCGGCCAAGGUCCUCCCAGUGAGCCAGUAGAAACAAGAACUGGUGAACAGGCCCCUGCAAGUCCCCCACGGAACAUACAGGCACAGAUUAUAUCCCAAAACACAAUGAUGGUUCGCUGGGAAGAGCCUGAGGAGCCCAAUGGGCAGAUCAAGGGCUAUCGCGUUUAUUACACCAUGGACGACUCCCAACCCAUGAGCCUCUGGCAGAUCCAUAAUGUCCAGGACAGCGUUCUCACCACCAUCCAGAGUCUUGUUCCUCAAGAGACAUACACAAUUAAAGUCCUAGCGUUCACCUCGGUAGGAGACGGACCCUUCUCAGAGCCCAUCCAUGUCAAAGUACUACAAGGAGUUCCAGGUCAACCAUCAAAAUUUCAGGUUGGUGCUGUGUCCGAUACCAGCAUUGAACUGACCUGGGAAGCCGCCUAUGAGAAAGAAGGAAUUAUAAAUUAUGAACUUCGCUACAGGGAAGGCCGCUUUGGGACCCAGAUGAAGAAAACAUUUGGGCCCGCAUCAUCAUAUGUUGUGGAAAAUCUCCGCCCAAACACAGAGUACCACUUCUCCAUGGCAGCCAUCUCUAACAAAGGCAUUGGAGCCUUCACCAAUGACAUAUCACAGAAGACGUUGCAAGCCAAGCCCUCAGCCCCCCCUCAAGAAAUUAAGUGCAGCAGAACCAGCUCCACCAGCCUGCUGGUAGGUUGGCGCCCCCCGCCUUUGAAGAGUCAGAACGGUGACCUGGCGGGGUAUAGGGUGCGCUACCAGAUGGUGGGCUUGUCAGAAGGUGGCAGUGAGGAUGGGGAGCCCCUGGAGGAGCCCAGAAUCCCUCCCAUGAAAGAGGUGGUGCUGCUGAAUCGAUUGGAGAAGUGGACCCCAUACCGCAUCACUGUGUCUGCCUUCACUGAGAUUGGCCCAGGCCCUGAGAGCGAGCCCCUGAUCUGCCGCACUGACGAAGAUGUUCCUGGGGCUCCUCCAAGGCGAGUGGAGGUUGAGGUCCUCAACUCCACAGCACUAAAGGUGAUGUGGCGCUCCCUGACGCCAGGCAAGCAGCACGGUCAGAUCCGUGGCUACCAGGUUCACUAUGUCCGUGUGGAAAAUGGCGAGUCACGGGGGCUGCCCCUCAUCAAGGAUGUCAUGCUGGCCGAUGCCCAGGAAAUGGUCAUUGGAGGACUCAAGCCAGACACCACUUACUCCAUCACGGUGGCAGCUUACACCACCAAGGGGGAUGGAGCCCGGAGCAAACCAAAACUGGUGGUGACCAAAGGGGCCGUGCCUGGUCUGCCCUAUCUGUCAGUGGCUCAGGACUCCGAGACAUCAGCUGUGGUUCGCUGGGACCCUCCAGAUCUCACUAAUGGCAUGGACCUGCAGGGUUACCGCCUCCAGUUUGGUCGGAAAGAUGUCACUCCUUUGGCCACACUGGAAUUUGAUCCCCAAGAACGACAGUACUCUGUGGGCAACAUUCACCGGGGGGCCAUCUAUCUCUUUAAAGUCUCAGCUAAGAGCAGGGGGGGCUUCGGAGACGAGGCCUUGGUAGAACUUAAUGUGCCUGAGAAUACGCCAGGGGGAUACCCUCAAAUUGAAGAGAGCUCCAAUGUGACAUGCUGCUCAGUGCAGCUGUCCUGGUCUCCCCCUGUGCUGGCGGAAAGAAAUGGGGUUAUCACUGAGUACACUUUGGCUUUUAAGGAAACCGGUACCGGAGGAGCGCAACAGGAGCUCCACUUGCCCCCCAGCCAGUCCAGCUAUGUUCUCAACAGCCUCAAACCGAACUCAGCAUACGAUGUGAAAAUACGUGCACACACCAGUGUAGGCCCAGGGCCCUACAGCCCGCCUAUCCAGUAUCGGACAGUGGCCUUUGAUGCAACAGACGUUCCGCAGAAUUUCACUGUAAAGUGGGCCACCAAGACUACAGUGGUCAUUGCAUGGAAGUUUUCUGAAAGCAGGUCUCCAUACAAAUGCACGAUUGAGUACAACCGACAGAAGAUGGAUGUUGAUGCCAGGCAGAUGAGGGUUCUCGUCACUGGGCUAAAGCACAACACCACUUAUGAGUUCAGGGUGACCUGCCAAGAAAGUGCGGAUGGUGGGCAAAAACACCGUGUGUAUGCCAAGACUGCGCCACUCAUACUGGUCAAAAAACCCAAGCUGGACAUCUACGCUGAGCCUGACAACAUGCUCACCAUGUCCUUCCCACCAGUUGAAACCAAGGAUGUCAAGACCUUCUAUGUUGUUGUGGUGCCACUUAAGAGGACCUCAGGAACUGUCAAAAACCUGAAGAACCCUGAUGAGAUGGACAUGGAUGAGCUGUUGCGGGAGGUGACCCCAAAGCGUCGCUCGCGGCGUCAGCUGCCUCAGCUGGACCAGAGGAAACCCUACAUCACAGCCUGCUUCAGGCAGCUGCCUCCCAGCUUCACGGUGGGAUCUGACUACCGCCACAGCAGCUGUGAGAACAAGCCUCUUGAACCUGGCCAGGAGUAUGUCUUCUUCCUGCUGGCAGAACUCAAUGCCACCGUUGGGAAAAUGUUUGCCACCAGCCCUUAUACUGACACAGUGAUGACUCCUGCGCUGGUGGUGGAUCCCCUGACGAUAGAGACUGGGGAUGGACUUAUAUGGGUGGUGGGCCCAGUCCUCGCUGUGGUCUUCAUCAUCUGCAUCGUCAUUGCCAUUCUCCUGUAUAAAAACCGCAAAAGAAAAGAGUCGGAGCCACGCACAAAAUGUCUCCUUAACAACGCGGACAUUACACCCCACCACCCUACAGACCCUGUGGAGAUGAGACGCAUCAACUUCCAAACUCCAGAUUCUGGUCUAAGCAGUCCUCACAGUGAAGCAGAUUUUGACUAUGAAAGUAUGAUGAGUCAUCCUCCCAUCCCUAUCUCAGAGCUGGCUGAGCACACAGAGCUUCUCAAGGCCAACGACAACCUCAAGCUCUCCCAGGAAUAUGAGUCUAUCGAUCCAGGCCAGCAGUUCACCUGGGAACAUUCCAACCUGGAGGUGAACAAGCCCAAAAAUCGUUACGCCAACGUCAUCGCCUACGACCACUCCCGAGUCAUCCUGGCCCCCAUCGAUGGUAUCACAGGUAGCGACUAUAUCAAUGCCAACUACAUUGAUGGCUACAGGAAGCAGAACGCCUACAUCGCCACCCAGGGUCCAUUGCCAGAGACGUUCGGGGACUUCUGGAGGAUGGUGUGGGAGCAGAGAGCCGCCACUGUGGUCAUGAUGACCAGACUAGAGGAGAAGUCACGGAUUAAAUGUGACCAGUACUGGCCUAGUCGUGGCACAGAGACCUAUGGUAUGACCCAAGUCACCCUGUUGGACACCAUAGAGUUGGCAACUUUCUGUGUCCGCACUUUCUCCUUGCACAAGAAUGGCUCGAGUGAGAAGCGGGAGGUUCGCCAGUUCCAGUUCACGGCGUGGCCCGACCACGGAGUACCAGAGUACCCGACCCCCUUCCUUGCAUUCCUCCGUAGAGUGAAGACCUGCAACCCGCCUGAUGCAGGACCCAUCAUCGCCCACUGCAGUGCGGGUGUUGGCCGGACAGGUUGCUUUAUUGUUAUCGAUGCCAUGCUUGAACGUAUCAAGCAUGAAAAAACGGUCGACAUUUACGGCCAUGUGACGCUGAUGCGCUCGCAGCGAAACUACAUGGUGCAGACGGAGGAUCAGUACAGCUUCAUUCACGAUGCUCUGCUGGAGGCAGUGGCCUGCGGCAACACUGAAGUUGCUGCCCGGAGCCUUUAUUCCUACAUCCAGAAGCUGGCCCAGGUGGAGAGUGGCGAGCACGUCACUGGCAUGGAGCUUGAGUUCAAGCGUUUGGCCAACUCCAAAGCCCACACGUCGCGCUUCAUCAGUGCUAACCUUCCCUGUAACAAGUUCAAGAAUCGGCUGGUGAACAUCAUGCCCUAUGAGACCACGCGCGUCUGCCUUCAGCCUAUCAGAGGCCUGGAAGGAUCUGACUACAUCAAUUCCAGCUUCAUCGAUGGAUACAGGCAACAGAAGGCAUACAUCGCCACGCAGGGCCCUCUGGCAGAAACUACAGAAGACUUCUGGAGAAUGCUCUGGGAGAACAACUCUACUAUUGUAGUCAUGUUGACCAAACUGAGAGAGAUGGGACGGGAAAAGUGCCACCAGUACUGGCCCGCAGAGCGCUCUGCCAGGUACCAGUACUUUGUGGUUGAUCCCAUGGCGGAGUACAACAUGCCCCAGUACAUCCUCCGGGAGUUCAAGGUCACAGACGCAAGGGAUGGUCAGUCCAGGACAGUAAGGCAGUUCCAGUUUACUGAUUGGCCGGAACAAGGCGUGCCCAAAUCCGGAGAGGGAUUCAUUGAUUUUAUUGGCCAGGUGCAUAAAACCAAGGAGCAGUUUGGACAGGAUGGACCAAUCUCUGUUCACUGCAGUGCUGGCGUGGGCAGGACUGGAGUCUUCAUCACCCUCAGCAUCGUCCUGGAGCGAAUGCGCUAUGAAGGCGUGGUUGAUAUCUUCCAGACAGUGAAGAUGCUCCGGACACAGAGGCCAGCCAUGGUCCAGACUGAGGAUGAGUACCAAUUCUGCUAUCAUGCAGCUCUGGAGUACUUAGGAAGCUUUGAUCACUAUGCAACGUAAAAGCCAUCUCUUCCCCCCAGAAUCCUGUCGCCCCCACUCAACAGUCUCCUGAGCCAUAGAAACUUUUGAAAUUUGAAAAGAUGACAGCAGACGACAAUAACAAGAUAACUAAAUCAGAUACACUUGAUAUCCUAUUGUAGAUUUUUAGAAGAGGCUGCCCAACCAACCAGUUGAGAAUAAUUCCAAUUUGACUGAGAGACCUUUUGUGAAGAAUCAACGAAAAAUUGCCAAUCAUCAAGAAAAGAAACAUCAGGAGAAAAACCAGGUGCUGUGGCUCAAGCUGUGGGGAGGGAUUUGAUCAAAGUGUCAGACUGCUUACCUUACCUCAAGUGUUUCAAUGUGGAGGAUAUUGUAAACAUUGGUGGACAUUCUUUUCUCAAAAAUAUUCAACGGUACCAAGCAUCAGUUAAUGAAGAAGAAGGCAACAGCAAAAAUCAAUGAAAGGCAGAUGGAUGUAGCCAAGAUGGGGUGACUUUCUCGUUUUUUUUUUUAUAUAUAUAUAUACAUACCUGGGUGUAAAAAUAAUAUUUCUCUUUUUUUUAAGAUAUUUUGUUGGGGGCUUUUAGCCUUUAAUCGGAUAGGACAGUGGAGAAUGACAGGAAAAUGGGAGAGAGUCGGGGUGGGAUCCGAAAAGGACCACGGGUUGCCGGCGUACAGUGCAGGUGCCCCAGCCCGUUAGUAUUUCUAUCCACACAUUUUGUGAGUGACAUCCAGCGAAAAUACAUAUUGGGGCUGCCUUUGUGAACACAAAUGAUUUUCCCCUAACUCCAAUAGGACAAACUAAUCUAAACAGUGGAAAUGUAACUAGCAAUGAGAACAUUCCUAUCUAGCAUCAACACUGUUAAAAAACACUAAACUAUUAAAGAAUACAUCAAAUAUGUCUGUUCUCAAGUGCUAACAGCUAAGAGUAGGCACUGUCAGUGGUUAUGAGGAAGUAAGCAGCAACACAUACCUUAAAAUCACUUAGUUUCAUGAAUUGUGAACUUGUGUACAACCAGUAUCCCAAGCCAGGUAACCGUAGUGAUGUUAAAAAGAAUUCCAGUGUAUUUAAAAGUCCCCCAGGAGGCUCGUGUCUCAGUCUCCAGAGAACUCAGGGGGGGCAAAACUCGGCUGUUGCUAGAGACUGUGGCUGGGUCACCGCGGGAGAAAUGGUGAACGUGUCCCAUGUUUUUUUACAAUCACUCCACUCUUUGGAACCAUUCAUGGUCAUGGGGCUUCAUCGUUCAAAUCUACCAUUUUGAGCAAGAGAUAAAUCUGGUGGCCGACAAGCUUUGGAACAAACAGAACAACAAAACAAGGAUUGCCGCCGAUUCGGGUCUUUCUUUGUGUACGGUGUCCAAUGCUCAUCAUCAAUAUUUCAAACUUUUUUGUCUUAUGAGGAAUUACCUUUUUUGGUUUUAUUGUCCUGUCAGAACCAAACAUGCUGCUUAUCUCGUGUAUGCUGUAAGUGUGACUCUUAAGGGAGAGUAAACUGACGAACAAACAAUGCCAGCUCUGCUAACUGCUAGCGCCGAGGCAGGCAUGCCUGAAAGCGCAUCCACAAGACAACAUCGUCCACUGGUCUUUUCCACCUCUCCUUUUUUCUUUCCCCCAGCCUCCUCUAUAAUCAUCUAUUUCAUUGUAUAAGACACUCAAGAGUGGCUGAGGCCUGUUGCAAUUACACAGCUGUACGUUCAUGUGGUUGAAAAAAAUUGGCCUUUAGUUCCAGUGUGUGUGUGAGUGUUUGGCAACAGGUGGAUAAACAAAGUAGUCGCUUUGGUUUUGGUCCCCUGUUUUAUAGACGAUGUCUCUGUAGACGAUGUCUCUGUGGACCAGGUAGCCAUGUUGGAUCUCGAUGCCAUGAUGUGAUAAUGAAAUUCUUUGGUACACGUUACUUGCACAUCCCUAAAGAAAAGAAAAGAAACUUGAAAUGAACUCCCCAAAACAACUCCCUGUUGGAUAUGACGCACUAAUGUAUAUGUGUCUGAUAUAAAAAAAAAUCAAGCUUUUGAAAUCACCAGGUUAUCAUUUUGAAAUCAGUGCUUUGGUACAGAGGGGUGUAUGGAUUCUGAGGCGGUUUCUGAUGGGUGUGCACAAAAACCAGAGCGAUGGACAGAACUGUGUGUAAUCUUUUCUUAUUUCCAAAAAGCCUUAUUGUUAUUGUAACAUUAUGAAAACAUUACUGUUGUAUUAUGACGACUUACUUUACAUUACAUAGUUGACUCUUUAUUUUCUUUUUUGUUUUUUUUCAUUUAGUUUUUUAACAGAGAUGUUGUAUCACAUUUGUUUGAAUUAGCAAGAAAAAAAAAGCUUAUUUGUUCAUAUUACGUUAAAAGACAUUCUAUUUUUUCACUGUAGGAAUGUUAAGUAUAACAUGUCUGUGUGAAUGUGUGCAUAUAUGUAUGUAUGUAUAUAUACUGCACACUCACACAUGCAUAUAUAUUUAAAUGCAGAAUAUAAAGAUAUAUCCAAACACUUUACAGUAUUAAUUACAUUUUACUCCUCAUCAUCUUUUUUAUACUAGUGCUCAAAAUAUGAAUUUUAUUAUUUUCUUUUUGUGUGUGUGUUAGUUUUUUGUAAUCUCAGAAACAUUGUGCGUUUGAUGAGGGAGAGCGGAGGGGAUGUCAGUUGUUUGCCUGAAUCCUCUGCUUCCUCUCACCAUGUUUAACUUCUACCCCCGGGUAGAUCCUGUGCCGAUGAGGAUAUGCCAUUUUUAAACCUUAUUGAGAUUCUUUAUUAUCAUUACCUUGUAGGCUUUAUUAUUAUUUUUUUUAACUGUUGAGCGAUACCCUCUUCUACGAAAUAUCAAAUCAAUCAAAAGUUUCAUAAUUCAACUUUUGUUGUUAGCUAUAUCAGCCUGAUUCGACGUACUGUACCUUGUAUGAUCGUGUACAGACUACGACCCUCACAGAUUUGAAGUAAAUCCAUUUAUUUAAGUUCUUCUUCUGUUUUUACUUGCAUUAUUUUCUGACAUACUGGGUCAUUCAUUUUGUUAGAUAUCCACUAUGAACUAGAAUAUACCUGUAAAUAAACAAAUAUAUAGAUUAUAUGUAUUUGUAUCAUUUGACCCUCAAAAUAUCAAACUUUGAGUGGAAAUAAGAAUCACAAAGAUUGAGGUUCUGCUCAUAUACGAAUCCCUGGUGUUUGUAAAGCCUGAUAUGUUCUUUCUCCAGCCCUGCUCCCUGGUCUUUAAUUACCACUCGUUUUAUUUCUGCCUUUUAUUUUCCAUUCAAGCAGUUAAACCAGGAAACAAGCCAGCUCCAGUUCUUACACCUAUAGCCUCAAUGAGGGCAAGCAAUCAGCAUCAGUGACCUGCUGGUAUCAUUUAGCCGAGGAUGGGAAGUUAGUCCACUCACUAGCCAUUCCAAAUCCUAAUUGACCAUCAAUUCAAGGUCCUGUUACAUUCUCAUUCUCAAUGUGAACAUAAACUUCUUCCUGCCCUGGCAUUAGCAAGGGUCUAAUAGAGAUAAGAUGGACUUUUUCUCUUUCCUUACAGCAACUGGAGAGGUUUUUAAAUGAUUCUGUUUAGGUAAUUAGACCUCCAAAGACUCAAAGUCUAACAAAAAGGGAACGCAAAGAUGUAGCUUCCACUAAUAAGAAAAACAAUGGAACCCAAAGGUGUUUCUGCCUAAAAACUUCCCAGCUGCCUAAAAUGCCAAGGUGUUACCCAUGAAUAUUUCAUUGGCUGAUGGACAAAUGCGGCUGUGUUCAGUUGCGACAUGACAUGUUGAUUUUUUUUUUCCACCCUAGAUAAUUUUUUAGCAUUGUAUAGGACCAUAAUGUGUGUUUUUGUUCUGCCAUAUUUUGUUGUGGGAUGCAGAAAGAAAUCAGGACUCAAUGAGACAGAGCAGUGCGAUGCAACUAAGGGUAGACCAAGACAACCAAAAACUUGCUGCAAAUUCUGAUUUCCAGCACGUCACUCCUGAACAGUGGGAACCUUGAGAUGUUUCAUAAUGAACUAAAAACCUGAAGUGAAGUCUUUUUGGAACCCAAAAGGACUGGUUAAAAUGGCCCCAAAUGCCAAAACUGAAACCGUGGACCGGAAAUCUUUGGAAGCUUGUGCAAUGUGUUACUCUUUUGACUUCAUGUAAAAAUGCUAGACCUUUGAAAACAGACGCCAAAUUUACUAGAAUAUGUCACCGAAUAUUUGGGGGAGGAGACUAACAAAAAAAACAACACUAACAAAAAAUGACUUCAAAAAGAAUAGAACAUAUAAAGAACAUACCGAGAAAUGAAAAAGAACCCAAAUUCAGCAAAAUAGUUUUUCCUUUCUAUGAGGGCCAAGAGCUAUCACUUUCAAACUGUUACUUCUAACUGAAACAAUAAUUGGUUUAAAGCCACUGUGUAUGUAGAUAUGUUGACUUUGUAUUAAAGAAAUGUUGUCUGAAAA
This is a messenger RNA of Eleginops maclovinus (Patagonian blennie), 10682 nucleotides long. RefSeq names its product protein tyrosine phosphatase receptor type Sa (gene ptprsa). The transcript is spliced from 33 exons. The coding region runs from base 542 to 6313 and encodes 1923 amino acids. Lineage: Eukaryota; Metazoa; Chordata; Actinopteri; Perciformes; Eleginopidae. The record is from RefSeq and is a predicted model, not a curated record. Gene Ontology annotation, molecular function: protein binding; protein tyrosine phosphatase activity. Gene Ontology annotation, cellular component: signaling receptor complex. Gene Ontology annotation, biological process: peptidyl-tyrosine dephosphorylation involved in inactivation of protein kinase activity.